AUGGAGGCUGGAGUGAAAGAGGCUGCAGCGUCUCUAAGGAAUCCACCAACAACAAAACCGUCUGUUUGUGUAACCACCUGACACACUUUGGCGUUCUCAUGGACGUUUCCCAGACGUCAUCCCAGAUCGACCCAAAGAACAAGAAGAUCCUGACCUUCCUGUCGUACAUCGGCUGCGGCGUCUCGGCCAUCUGCGCUGCCGCCACGCUCCUCACCUACAUCGCCUUCGAGAAACUGCGGCGAGACUACCCGUCCAAGAUCCUGAUGAACCUCAGCACGUCGCUGCUGUGCCUCAACAUGGUGUUCCUGCUGGACGGCUGGCUGGCCAGCAUGGUGGACAGCGCCGGCCUGUGCACGUCGGCCGCCGUCCUCCUGCACUACUUCCUGCUGACCUCCUUCACCUGGAUGGGACUGGAGUCCGUCCACAUGUACAUCGCCCUGGUCAAGGUCUUCAACACCUACAUCCGCCGAUACAUCCUGAAGUUCUGCGCCGUGGGAUGGGGCAUCCCGGCCGUGGUUGUGGGGAUCGUCGUCACGGUGGACAAAAGCCACUACGGCAUCCUAGAGGACAGCAAAGACGAGUCGGCCAAAAUGUGUUGGAUCACCAGCAAGAGCGUCUUCUACACCACCUGCGUGGGCUACUUCUGCCUGGUGUUCCUGCUCAACGUGGCCAUGUUCAUCGUGGUGAUGAUGCAGAUCUGCGGACGCAACGGCAAACGCAGCAACCGCACCCUGAGAGAGGAGGUCCUGAGAAACCUCCGCAGCGUCGUCAGCCUCACCUUCUUACUCGGCAUGACGUGGGGCUUCGCGCUGUUCGCCUGGGGGCCCGUCUACCUGGCGUUCACCUACCUCUUCACCAUCUUCAACUCCCUGCAAGGUGUCUUCAUCUUCAUCUUCCACUGCGCCCUGAAGGAGAACGUCCAGAAGCAGUGGAGGCGGUACCUCUGCUGCGGCCCCUACAGGCAGUCCGACAACUCAGACUGGAGCAAAACGCCCACCAACAACACCAAGAAGGUGAGCUCGGACAACCUCGCCAAGUCCCUGUCCUCCAGCUCCUUCGGCUCCAGCACCAGCAACUGGACCUCCAAGGCCAAAGCUACGCUCACGCCGUUCAGCAAACGCUGCAGGAACGCCGACAAAAGUCGUUCCAACCAGAACAACACCAAGAGCAACUCCUCGUCCUCCUCUUCCUCCUCGGACGCGGCCCCGAACUCCUCUUCCUCCUCCUCCACCAUCCCUCCGGUCAGCCAGAUGAUCGACAAGGUGAAAGGUUACUGCUCCACCCGCACCGACAACUUCUACAAGACCAUCAUCAGGUCCGAGAGCCUCAUCAACUGCACCAGACUGUAGAUCCGCCCCGCCUGGGACCUCCAGGUGGUUUCGGACAGUUUGUCACAGAAGCUUAAUUUAUGUUGGACACCUGAGUGGCUGAGACGGUGCGGCGGCGUGCGGAGCCACUGUGGACCUUAUGUUUCUGCUGUGGCAGCACGGCUCACAUUCCAGGCCCCUCCGAGGACCUCUACAUUUCACCAUGUGCCUCUCCUGAAAACAUUCCCAACAUACUGGAACCGUUCUUCAUGUUUCUCACGUUUUUGCCGUCAGCAUCCAGACAAAGACUAGAGAUUUAUACAUCAUCUAAAGAUGUCCGGAUGGGUUUUUUGAUCUUAUCGCCCAUGAGAACAGACUGUUUUUUACCUGCUUUUCUUUGUUGCACCUAGAACUUUUUCUUUUGUAAAUUUUAAUCAAGUUUGUGUUUAACUGUGUUCAUUAUGUACAGUCCUUUUUGUUGAUAAAGCUCCUUUCUUCUGUCGUUUGAACUGAGAGCUGCAAUGCUGUUCAGUAAAUUUAUGAAUGGAAAAAGCGCAAGCGAGCGAACGUCUUGCUGUAAAUAUUUAAUAUAUAAACGGUAUGUAAAGUAGUUAAUGUGACAUAAACCUUCAACAGUCUGCACAAACCACUAUCACAUCUGAUUAUUUGCUUUGUGUUGCAUGGAGAACGCAUCAACGUUCUUUCUCUUGGAUUCCCAAACUCUCACCUGGGCAGGCCGGCUGAUUCGGCUUGAUUUGGCAGAAAAAUGUUUCCCUUUUUCUUCACAUUGCACUUUUGAGAUUGGACCAACCUAUGCGGACAGAAUACGGAGCUGCUCAUCUCCAGAAAUAUGCCAGAGAGAAGAAAAUUAGCCUUCCUGCUGAUUCCGAGGAGAGCCAACCAUCUCAAUGUUCAUCCAUUAAAGUGCAGCUCUCUGGUGACUCAAGGUUUGGUGGGACUGAACACACCUGGUCCAGGUAAGCAGCAGCAGGUAUGGAUGUCUGGAAAACCAGCAGGGAGGUGGAUCUGGAGAUCUAGACCACAGGAGUCUCUGGCCUGCAAACGAUGUUGCUAACGCAUCUAUGGAAUUCUAAUAACCUGGUGGUCCCCAUCCUCUGGGUUUGGACCAACAGACGUUUUGGUUUAGUUUUUGAGCUUUUAAACCCAAAGAACAAACGUGCGCAUGGACGAAGACCAACGAUAAUAUUUGAGACGUUGUUCUUCCUUAAGGCCACGGUCACAAAUCGGCAGAAUCUUCAAGAUUUUGUGCCAUCGCCUAAUUCUUUGUGAAACUCGUUGGCGUGGUCAUGAAUGUAGACGGAGGCCGUCAGGUGUGAUGGAUGCCAUUCUUUUCACAUUCCCAAGGACUACUGGGGAGCUGAUGGCGCCAGACCUUUAGGCCGGGCUUCCACUGAGCGGUCCGGUUCGAUAUUUUGAGUGUUUCCAUCGUAAAAUGGACCCAUUAAACAGUACCAAGCCGUACCUCUUGAGGCCCCCAUCCGUCCGUUGUAGGUCCAUAGAGAAAUAGAACAGGACGGAUGGGGGCGGAGUCACUGUAGCCACCUGUUAAUAGGCAGAAAGGGAUGAUAUUAGAAAGCACCAGUAUAGCGCUAAGCUAAUGCUAUAAUGACGUAUUUAGCUUCUACAAUCUUCUUUCAAACAUUAUGUUCCUGUUCUACACGAUGCCCCAGAAGUGAAGCUAUGAAAAGACGAGCUGCUGGAUGACCUCCAUUGAUGGUGCUUCACAAGUCAUCGCACCACAACAACGCAAUGACAUGCUGGCGGUCUAGACCAGGGAUAGGCACCUCCAGGCCUCGAGGGCCACAUUGUCUGCAUGAUUUCCAGACAUCCGAGCCCUACUCGAGACUGAUUACCUGAUUCAGGUGUGUCCAGCCAAUUAGAACAUUCCAGAGGAGAUGUUGGACUGCAGCCCUCGAGGCCGGAGUUUCCCAUCCCUGGUCUAGACCACACAUGUGCCAUGAAACAAACCCCUCAGUGGAAGUGAAGUUUAGCUGAGAGGAAACCCUCACCAGAAUGAACCGGACCGUACCGCUCAGUGGAAACGAGGUUAGAACUAUCGUCCAUUGGCCGGCGAUCUGCCUGGCACCGCCAUGUUGCCGCCCAAUUUCUUAAUGGCGGCAUCCCCGCCUGUCACUGGACUCCCAUUUGUGACCGCCAAAUGCAUCCAGGCGGACACUAAAGAUGCUGAAAAAUGUGUCCAGUCGCCAUUAAAAAUCGUCUGGUCGCGACUGCCACCUCCUGAUCACGAAUGAAAUUAGUCAAAUUUGCUGAAAGACUUGCCCUUAGGCUGCCGUGCAGUGGCAUUCUGGGAUACGUGACGGCUCGUGGUCCACCUGGAUUGGUUGCUACUCCAGUAGCAAAAACCCUGAAGGUGGUCGUCCGUUGGAUGUCAAACUCCAAGUCCACCUUUAAUUGGACCACCUUCAAUUCUCCCCACAAACAGGUCGGAUGUUCACACUGUAAACACACAAGGUUCACUUGCAACAAACUGAAACCCACAUGUUCUGCUUUGAAUUCUUCUGGUGGACCAGAGUUCAGAUGAGCGUUUACACCAGACAGACGGAACAGACUUUAGUGAAUCUACUGUAAACCUGGAUUUCACACCUGAGCAGUCUCCAUAGCAACUGUGUGAAAUAUAGACGCUACCAUUCUUCUGCUGUAGCCGACUCCGUGUCUUCUGCUUUUUUGAACCUGCAUAAGAUCUCUCUGACGUUCUCUGGACUCUAAACCGCCUGAUGUUGGCAGCUCAGACCAUCAGGAGUUGUGGUCACCGAGACACGUCCGGCACCGGCGGUCCAACAUCCAGGCCAGAGCUCGUCCCGUCCUCCGCCUGCAGAGCGGCUGGAGAUCAAGUUUGGUCCAUAAAUGUGGGAAAAGACGGUGGAACUGAUGGAGGAACCGACAAUAAAAGACUUUUAUUGUCCUCUGUCUUUGCAUGGAUACAUUUUCACCAGAACACGCUCACCUUUAACUAC
Molecule: messenger RNA, 4303 nt
Organism: Oryzias melastigma (Indian medaka)
Lineage: Eukaryota; Metazoa; Chordata; Actinopteri; Beloniformes; Adrianichthyidae
Product: adhesion G-protein coupled receptor G6
Exons: 11
Coding region: 99-1349 (416 amino acids)
Biological process (GO): adenylate cyclase-activating G protein-coupled receptor signaling pathway; cell surface receptor signaling pathway; heart trabecula formation
Cellular component (GO): membrane
Molecular function (GO): G protein-coupled receptor activity; laminin binding
Source: RefSeq, a predicted model, not a curated record